Molecule: messenger RNA, 1401 nt
Organism: Chlamydomonas reinhardtii
Lineage: Eukaryota; Viridiplantae; Chlorophyta; Chlorophyceae; Chlamydomonadales; Chlamydomonadaceae
Exons: 3
Coding region: 32-562 (176 amino acids)
Source: RefSeq, a predicted model, not a curated record
CCUCACACACAGCUACCAACUGAAAGCCAAGAUGGGUCAUGAGAAGUACCCUGACACGCAGGAGGGAUGUGUCGACUUCAUGAUUCCCAAGCCCGCCCAGAAAGCGGUCAAGGAUGCUUACCAAUUCGCCAUCACAUUGCAGUGCAUCAACGCCGCGGAGGACGGCAGCAAGUCGUGGGACCACGGUAUCUUCGACUGUAUGGACAACAUCCCGCUGUGUCUUGCCAUUAUGUUCUGCAACGGCUGGGGCUUGUGCAUUUCCUACAGGAACAUGCAGUACAUGACCGGUGACAGCUGCGAGGUGGCCUUCGUGAAUGGCAUGGUGGCCGGCUCGGUGUGUCUGGGCCCCUGCCACUACGCGGUGGUGCGCGGCAACUUUCGCAAGAAGUACGGCCUCAAGGGUAGCCCGUGCCAGGACUGCAUGUGCGGCUGCUGCCUUGGACCCUGCGUGCUGUGCAGUGACACCAACCAGCUGAUGGUGUCGGAGGGAAUUGCCGUGCCCUUCCUCAAUGGUCUCAACGCCAGCGGUGCGGGCGGCACCAAGGUCAGCCCCGCCAAGUAGUGUGGCGGCGGCGGCAGUGGUGCACGGGGCGACGGGUGAUACAUCGGUGUUGCUGGCAAAACUGUUGCCAGCUGCCUCAUGCAUUCUCGAGUCCUGACGCUGUCAAGGCUCAAGGGUGUGGUGCCUCUGGACAUCGUCAACGUCGUCGUACCGCUACAUGUUAUCAAAGAUAUUACGGAUGCAUGGUACUACACACAAAAUGUGGCAAAGUAGAGCUAACUUGUAUCAAGGCAGGUGCAUGUGUAUAAGUCCGACGGCGGUAGGUGCUUUGACGUGAGCACAUUUCCGUCCUGUCCGUCAUGCGGGCACGCAGGGGCACGUGCGUUUAUCAGGACAGGUCAAAAGAUCUACGUGAGUGUACAUACUUGUGUUGCCGCUGUCCGAAACGUUUAUAGUUCCCGACCAAGGAACGAAGCCAGGCAUGCAUGGUCAUUGAUUCAUUAUUUAUGCCGAAGGCGCUGCCUUCAUAACUGAUUAACUGCUGGUGGUAUCUUGCACACACGAGCUGCUAAUGGGCUAAGGCACCAAUGAAUGCGGUCAUGGGCCCUGCAUGUGGUGUGAGGCACGCACGCUGUCUGACCAUCAAGGGUCACGCAUGCGAAUCCGUGUAGACCCGUGCCUCCCCAUCCCCCGUGUUGUUGUUGCGUUACAAGGUUGAGAGUGUGCGUCCCUUUCCACCGCAACAUCACCUCAUUUAAUGCAGACAGUAAAGGCGGUCCGUUUAGGCGGUUGUCAUAGGACUACUUUAUUCGAUUCCCCGUGCUGUGACAAGCCUGGCAGGCAGGGGUGCUAGUAGGCAAGUCAUCGCACGCCAACAUCAGCGUGAUAUAACUGGCCCC